GAGCCGGGGCCUCCCAAGGCAGCUUCUGGGGACUCCAGGGUCACAGGCCACAGCCAGACACAGGGAGGCUGGAGGAAGUGAGAGGUGACUUCCUGCGCCACCCACCGCCAUGGCCCUGGCCCAGCAGCUGCGGGCUGAGAGCGACUUUGAACAGCUUCCAGAUGACGUGGCCGUAUCAGCUAACAUCGCUGACAUCGAAGAGAAGAGGGGCUUCACCAGCCACUUUGUCUUUGUCAUCGAGGUGAAGACAAAAGGAGGAUCCAAGUACCUCAUCUACCGCCGCUACCGCCAGUUCUACGCCCUGCACAGCAAGCUGGAGGAGCGCUACGGGCCAGAGAGCAGACGCGCCCCAGCCACAUGCAGCCUGCCGGUGCUGCCAGCCAAAGUCUUUGUGGGUGUGAAGCAGGAGAUUGCGGAGAUGCGGAUUCCGGCCCUCAACGCCUACAUGAAGAACCUCCUCAGCCUGCCGGUCUGGAUGCUGAUGGACGCCGAUGUCAGAAUCUUCUUUUACCAGUCGCCCUACGACGCGGAGCAGGUGCCGCAGGCGCUCCGCCGGCUCCGCCCACGCACCCGCAAAGUGAGGCAAAGACCCUGCUGCGCCCUCCUGCCUCACUCCAGCAGAAAAUGCCACCCAAACUCCGAGCCACCCACUGCACCCACCCAAACUUCCAAAGCCAACGCUGCUGCCUGUGAGAAUUCCAGGGAAGAAGCAGACAUGGCCUCCACACCUGUAAUCCCAGCACUCCCGAGGCUGAGGCAGGAGGAUCAUGAUUUUGAGCCCAGCCUGGAUGACUUAGGGAGACUUUGUCUAAACAAACAAACAAACCAGAAAAGACAGGACAGGCGUCCCGAGCCCAGCCUCCCUCCCAGCUCUCUCUUUGCUCUGGCCAGUGUGUCUGUCUCCAGCUCUCGGCUUUUGGCAUCCCCCUGUGUACCCAGGCAGGUGUGGCCCAAACCCCAGCUGCAUCUCCUGGGGCAGGGCCUGUCACAUCUCCAAGCCUUUGUUUCCCCAGCUAAAAAUUUUAGCUGAGAGUGGCUGUCAGGGGCAGGAGAAAAACAGUGGUGGAGGCUUCGUAAGCUGAGGGCACCAACAGAAGGGUUUCCCUCUUCCCAGCCCCCUCUGAGCCUCUUCCGGGCCCAUGUGGGGUCAGGGGAGUCUCACCUCCGGGGUGCAGGGAGAGUGACCGGGUAACCAUGGGGUAAGCACAGGUUCCUGCCAGGGAGCAACCGCACUGCACUUUAAAUCCUCUCUCUCCUGCCUUUCCUGCCCAUGCCAGGGUCCCUCUGAGAGCAGAGGCAGGAGCAUUGGAGGCUAAUGACCCCCUCUUCUCUC
This is a messenger RNA of Chinchilla lanigera (long-tailed chinchilla), 1333 nucleotides long. It is a transcript of the gene Ncf4, whose product is annotated as neutrophil cytosolic factor 4, 40kDa. NCBI's taxonomy places the organism in Eukaryota, Metazoa, Chordata, Mammalia, Rodentia, Chinchillidae. The coding region runs from base 110 to 1030 and encodes 306 amino acids. The record is from RefSeq and is a predicted model, not a curated record. Gene Ontology annotation, biological process: phagocytosis; superoxide anion generation; respiratory burst. The transcript has 6 exons. Gene Ontology annotation, molecular function: superoxide-generating NADPH oxidase activator activity; protein binding; phosphatidylinositol binding. Gene Ontology annotation, cellular component: NADPH oxidase complex.